Penicillium angulare is the source of this 2493-nucleotide messenger RNA. Its product is annotated as deadenylation-dependent mRNA-decapping factor PAT1. The record is from RefSeq and is a predicted model, not a curated record. The coding region runs from base 1 to 2493 and encodes 830 amino acids. Gene Ontology annotation, molecular function: RNA binding. Gene Ontology annotation, biological process: P-body assembly; deadenylation-dependent decapping of nuclear-transcribed mRNA. Gene Ontology annotation, cellular component: P-body. The transcript has 3 exons. Lineage: Eukaryota; Fungi; Ascomycota; Eurotiomycetes; Eurotiales; Aspergillaceae.
AUGUCUUUCUUUGGCUUCGAUACUAAUCUGCCUAGGGACCGCGAUCGCGGUCCCGCCGCUGCCCGGGGCUUUUUCGAGAACCCCGACCCCUUCGCCGACAUUGCCAGAGCUACAGCGGUCGAAGAUGAUGGCAUUGACUUCGAGGAUACCUAUGAUGGCCUAGGAGACCAGCUUGAUGACGAUCAAGAUGCUUUCAACGACGAUACAUUUGGUGGUGGUGGUGGUGGUGGAAAUACCGGAGCUGGAGCUGGAGCCGGAGCUGCUGUCGGCCGGGACUUUGAUUUCUUCGGUAGAACUGCUGAGGUUUCAAAUGCAAUUGACGAGGAGCAAAUGCGCUAUGCCCUCCAAAACCCCCAAGCCGCCCGGGCUCCCCCGGCCGCACCGCAGGACACCUAUGUACCUGCCCAGCACGACGCCGAACCGACCAUCAAGCGCACCGGAUAUGAGAAGUACUCGGACCCUGGUUACAUCCCCGAUUUACAGGCCAAAUCCAGCGUGUGGGGAAUCGCACAAGAGAAGCGGGAUCCGAGUCCAGCAAUGAUCCCCACGAUGCCAGCAGCGAAUCGGAAGAUGAUGAGCCUGGAAGAGGUUGAAGCCCAAAUGCGUAAUCGAGGCCAAGCUUUCGGACCUGAAACAACGCAAUCGAUUCCUCAGUCCAUGCCUGACAUGUCCUUUCCCCGCCAUCCUCAAGGACUCCCGAUGCUACCUGAUGGGUUCCCAGGUAAUAUUCCUCCGGAGAUCCUCCGGGCUCACCUUGAAAAGGGCGGACUUCCACCCCACCUCGCACACAUGCCAGACCCCCGGGCGAUGUAUGGUAGCCCCGGGCCUAUGAUGCCUGGGCAACCAUUACAGCAGUUCGACCAAAACAACCGCCCUCCCCAGGACUUGCCAGCUCAAGAUCCCCGCCAUCCGGGUCCGCCUCCAGUCCAGAGACAGCAUGUGCCACCCCCGCCCUCUCGCGGACCAAACGGUGGACUGCCUGUGAUUACCAACACUGAACAGCUUAUUCAUCUAACAGAGGAGCAAAGGAAUGCCUAUCUCAUGGAGGACGCCAAGAGAGCGAAGCGCAACCAUAAAAUCUUCCUUUUGUCACGAGGCAAUGGCUUGAUGACACCCCAGGACAAGAACUUCAUUACCCGUAUUCAGCUUCAACAGCUCGUGGCUGCUGCUGGAAAUGUGGUAGAUGCAGACCCUGAAGCUGUGCUGGCGGAGGACUUCUAUUAUCAGGUCUAUAGCCAGAUUCGCGGUGCGCCCCGCCAACAUCCUCACCAGCCCUUGGGUCAUUUUGCUCAAACCUAUCUUCUCCAAACUGGCAAUCGGAUCGGCGGCCAUGGAAACCGCCGGGCUUUUAACAACGCGGACAACCAUAUGCAGCGUAUGCAGCAGCAAGUCCAGCGUGCUGUCGAGGCGGCCAAGGCUAAGCCAAAGAACAAGCAGCUUAUCAUUGAAGGCAGCUUGGGUAAAAUUUCCUUCAGCAAUGCCAAAGCCCCGAAGCAUAUGCUCAACAUCAAGCGACCCGAUAGCUCGGAAGGUGCCCGUCCCAAGAAGUUGCAAUCCAAUCUGAGUAUUGGAGACCGCAAAUCUCUGCUGGGCAACAUUGAGGCUGUCUACAACGCCCUGAUGUCCAUGGAGGAUAUGGAACGCACAAUGCCACCACCCCCAGAGGAGGGCGACACAGAGGCUAUUCAAGAGCACAUGGAAUGGCGACAAAAGGUUCAAUCACUUAACCAAAAACUGUGGCAAGCUCUCAAGGUCAUGGAGCCCAUUGUUCCUAAUUCAACAACUCCACACCCUUUCAUUGCAUUCUUAUCAUACCCCAAGGGUAAGAAAGCCAUCCCUCGUAUCUUCCGUCACAUCGACCAGGAGCAACGGGUCACUAUUCUUACCAUGAUCGUGGUCCACUUGGAUACCUUGGAUGUUGUUCAUCUUGCACAAGCAUCCGGUCCCAAUGAUUCCCAGCUGCCCGUGGCUGUGCGUGAAGCCAUUGAUUUAUUCUCUCUUGCUGUGAUGCCAAGCUUGCUGGGCUACGUGAACGAGGCCCCCUUCAACAUCAUCAUUGGUUUGUUGGGUCUGGUGAUUGCUCAAACCCAAGUCCUUGCGGUGGCUCGCACUAAGAUUGGUCUGGGCAUCCUGACCAUGUUGCUUAGCCGAGCCGAGAUUGUCAAGGAGGCAGGACAAGCGUCUGAGCGUGAUUGGCAACAAUGGGUAGAGAAGUUCAAUGUUCUCUUCGACAUGCUGGAGCCCAGCCUGGUUCAUAUCUUCCCUGGCUCGAUCAAUUCUGGAGACGACAUGUACGUGUGGCAAUUCCUUGCCGCCGUUGGUAUUGGUGCUAGCCCCGAGCAACAACAGCGCCUGGUCAUUGCUGUCAAGGACCGUGUCAUGGAAACUGUCAGCUACAGCAAAUCUCUCCCCGCUGACAUGGCCAGCCAGCGCCUGGGCAAUGUUAACCUGUUCAUGCGAGCCAUUGGUUUGGACGUGGAGCUUCUUGGUUAA